GACUAGAGCUGUCGGCGAGGGACAGGGGAGCCCCGGGCCGGGCGGCGCGGGCUCGGGGCCGCCGGGACUACCCCCAUCUGUUCUUUUUCCCCUAGCACGGACCCUUGGAGCUGGAAUCCCAGGGGAUCCCCUGACCCACUGCUGUCGCAGCUGGCGGGUGUCCCUGUGACCCCUUCCAAGCCAGCGACAUGUCUGCCACGCUGGACCUGAGGUCGAAGGAGGAGAAGGAUGCGGAGCUGGACAAGCGCAUAGAAGCUCUGCGCAAGAAGAAUGAGGCCCUGAUCCGGCGUUACCAGGAGAUCGAAGAGGACCGCAAGCAGGCCGAGCGGGAGGGCAUCGCGGUGACCGGGCCUCGAAAGAACCGCCCGGCUGAGGCUGACCUGGAGCGGAGACGGAGUGAGAAGGAGAAUUUCUCUGUCACUGUGGAGGAGAAGUCGACAGCGGCGGAGAGGCGGUCCCCGGCUGCCCCCCGGCCUUCUGGCAGCCAGAAGGGCGGGCACAGCCCACUCCAGAAGGGAGGAGGUGGAGGGAGCCGGGCUGGCACCUACUCCUCCAGCCACUCAGCGCGGGGCGAGCGAGCCUGCCGGGACGGGGCGGGGGGCGGGGAUGAGCCAGGCCAGGGUGAGCUGGCCGGAGGCCGGGGGCGGCGGGGCCGUGGCCGGGGAGCCGCCCUGGGGGCUGGAGAUGCCGCGGUGACAGGUGGACCGGACCGCAGAUCAAAGGAGUGGGAGGAGCGGCGGAGGCAGAACAUCGAGAAGAUGAAUGAGGAGAUGGAGAAGAUUGCGGAAUACGAGAGGAACCAGAGGGAUGGGCUGCGGGAGAAGAAUCCCGUGAGGAACUUUCUGGACGACCCGCGCCGGAACGGGCCGCUGCAGGAGCCAGAGCGGGAUCGGCGGCAAGGCAGCCGGAGGCACGGGCGCAACUGGGGCGGAGCGGACUUCGACCGCGUGCGCAGUGGGCUGGAGCGGCAGCAGGAGCGCCACGGCCGGCGGGCAGGGCCCCGGUCCGGCGUGGGCGGGGAUAUCACGCUGUCCAUGACGGGGCGGGAGCGGGCGGAGUACGUGCGCUGGAAGCAGGAGCGGGAGCAGAUAGAUCAGGAACGCCUGCAGCGGCACCGCAAGCCCACGGGCCAGUGGCGACGCGAAUGGGAUGCUGAGAAAACAGACAGAAUGUUCCAAGACGCCUCAGCCCCAGCCCCCGAGCCCACCAGCCGGCAAGAUGUGGCCAGUGCCCGGCCCCCCAAGCCCCCGACCUUCAGGGAGUUCCUGUCGGAGCAUCAGGCCACCGGGUCCCAUCGCCGGAAGCAGCGGGCCCGGGCCAGGGGACCCAGCAAGGCCUCCUACAGCCACCAUGACGACCGGUGGGAGCAGGAGGAGGAAGAGGGACAGGAGGAGAAGCCCACCCCGCCGGAGCCUCCAGGGGCCGAGGAGGAGACGGCCGCGCUUGGCCGGGGUCCCGAGGCCAAGGACCCCGGCCCCUCAGAGACCCCCAACAGUCACCUGGCCCCCUCCCCCUCCCCUGAAGAGGAUGAGGAUCAGUGGGAAGAUGUGAGUGAGGAUGGGGAGGAGGAGGUGGAGGAGGAAGAGGAAGAGGAGCGCAGCGGGGAAGACUCUAUGGAAGAGGAGGAGGAGGAAGAAGAGGAAGAGGAGGAGGGCGGGAAAGGGGAUGGGGAGGGCCAUUGCUCACAAGUCCAGCUGUCCAGCCCCAACCCCAGCCCCAGUCCUGGUCCCAGCCCCCAGAGCCAGGGCGCUAAGCCCCCCAGCCCUCAGAUCCAGGGCGCUAAGCCCUCCAGCCCCUUCUCUCCAGCCAAAGGCUACCAGCCCGUGUCUGACUGGGGUGAGGAGAUGGAGCUGAACUCUUCACGGAGCAGUGUGGGUGACAGCCCCCCAGAGGCCCCCCGGCCCGGCCUAGCAACCCCAUCCAAUGGUCACGCGGCCCCUGCUGAGGGGCGCUGAGAGGCAGAACGGGGGAGCUGUCGGGAUACAGGGGACGGGGAGACAGAGGAGGAUGGAGGUCAAUCUAUCCAGGCCCCCAGGGGGAAUGUAGGUGCACAAGCCCUGGCCCUUGACUCAGUCUGCCCCGUGUUUUGAGGGACAGAUUGAUAAGUGAAGCCCCCCCCCUACAGCAGGGGAUGCUGUCAACCUCCCCUUUUCCAGCCCCUGCUUGGGAGUGGGGGUGGGGGGCUUCUCCCAACUGAGUAUAGUCAGAGGCUCCUGCUGUCCCCCACCCACAAGCCCCCAGCCUUCCAGGCCUGCCACUGAGCCUGAAGCUGGACCCCCACAUCAGGGGAGACAGGGACUGCAGCCCCCUCCCAGCAGGCUCCAGCACUGGGGCCCGGAGCCCAAGGGACAGGCCCUAGCAUGAGUCCAACCUCAUCGGGCCUGGGGGUGGACAGGAUGGGCUCUCCUCCUGCCCUGCCCUCUGGAAUGUCUGGAUGGUGAGCCCGGGGGGGGCUGCCCUCGCCCCAGCCAGGGGUCCCUGCCCAUCCCUCCAUCCCCCUCCCCUGCUGCGGGACCAAGGAGAGAGCCAGCACGAGCAUGAGGGACUGGUGACCACAAUCAAUGGAAUUUAUUGAGCGCUUGCGGUGGGGCGAGGGCUGUACUAAGCGCUUGGGAGAGUCCAGCACAACAGCGUGGGUGGAUAGACAUGAUCCCUGCCCUUAAGGAGCUCACGGCAUGGUGGAGGUUUGGGCUCCCAGAAGGCCUAUCUGUGCCUCAUGUCUGGACAACUGGCGGCUAUCAGCUCCCCUUCCCCCACUCCCACCCCGCCGACACUGACCACAGAGCCGCCGCUCCGGCCCUUAGUCCCCGAGCCCCCAGCCAGCGGGGGUGGAGGGGAAGAAGGGCACUCCAAUUUUAGCUGACAGGGGCCCUGGAGAGCAGGGAGUUCCAUCCAUGUGCCACACCGCUUCUAACAUGCCCUGAGACCAGCUGUGCCCCUUCAUACCUGUUCUGUCUAUCUGUCUAUUAAAUACUGUGCAACCUCUAUACACACCUA
Molecule: messenger RNA, 2997 nt
Organism: Tachyglossus aculeatus (Australian echidna)
Lineage: Eukaryota; Metazoa; Chordata; Mammalia; Monotremata; Tachyglossidae
Gene: CCDC9
Product: coiled-coil domain containing 9
Exons: 12
Coding region: 189-1955 (588 amino acids)
Source: RefSeq, a predicted model, not a curated record